This is a messenger RNA of Vigna umbellata (rice bean), 3593 nucleotides long. Its product is annotated as zinc finger CCCH domain-containing protein 46-like. Gene Ontology annotation, molecular function: metal ion binding; RNA binding. The record is from RefSeq and is a predicted model, not a curated record. NCBI's taxonomy places the organism in Eukaryota, Viridiplantae, Streptophyta, Magnoliopsida, Fabales, Fabaceae.
AAUAAAUAGCACCGGAAUUAGAAAAGCUUGUCAGAGGUUAGAGGCAGGUGAAAGUUUGAACAUGCAGUAUUUGAAACAAGGAUCUGGAUCUGAGAGAAGAAGCACACAACACAACAUAAGAUAACAUUAUUAUGGGGCACAAAUACCACACACACGCACGGCCUCUAGCGUUUGUUUAAUGAUACCAUGGCAUGAGAGAGAAAGGGUCUACAUAACAUAACACAACACAGAGAAAGUGGGGCAAAGUGAGUGGGGUGGGAGAGAGAAGAAAAUCUUGGCCUAAUUGUUGAGGCUGAGAAAGAUAAAAGGGCAAAUCAGAAAUAGUUCAGCUCUCAACUUCACUGCCCACUCUUGCCCAGAACCCCAUAAAAACACACAAGGGUCACUGAUGCAAUUGAUGUUUUUUCUGCUGCUUCUAUCUGCAACCAUGUUAUGAAUAGGGCGGUGGUUUGGCUUUUGGAGUAACUCGACAACCAUUGUGUUUGAGGUUGAUGGGUACAACUGCUUUCAAAAACAUUAACUAAAUCAAGAGAGAGAGAGACCUUGUUUUCCUUUCACAGGAAUACGAGAAAGAAAGUCACUGUAUCACCACUCAUCUCAAGUUGGUAGGUAGGGCUUGUGUGUGGUUGAGAAAGAAACUUUACUUGCAACAGGAGUGAGAAAGAUAGCCACUAGUGAAUAGAGAGAGAGACUCAACUUGGAAAAGAAGAUUUGAUUUUUAGGGAUAGACUAGUUUCUUUGGAACCAUGUAGUAAUCCCUUUUGUUCACUCAUGGAUGGUUACGAAGCUACACGAAUUGUGUUCUUAAGGGUCCAAACUUUGGACCCAGAAAAUGCUUCCAAAAUCAUGGGUUUGCUUCUGCUUCAAGACCAUGGUGAAAAAGAAAUGAUUAGAUUAGCAUUUGGUCCAGAAGCACUUGUUCACUCAGUGAUUGUUAAAGCCCGCAAGGAGUUAGGUUUACCUUUGAACUCUCCGCCAACACCCUCCACUCCUCCUUCUCCUUCACCGUUCCUUCCGAGGCAGAACUCUACUUCUUCAAGGCUCGGUGUUAUCAACCUCCCUCCCUCUCUCACCAUUCCAAACCCUUCUUCUACUUCUUCUUCAUGGCCUACUAUGUCUGAGCUUCAAACCCCUGAUAGUUUGAUGAGCCCCAACAAUUUGGUUGUUGGCUCUUCUACUUCUUCAUCCUCCUUAUCCUUUUAUGCAAAUGGAGGCUCAGAUCCGAUUGAUGACUUCCAACUUCAAGACCAGCUCUCUUUUCUGAAUGAUGGUUCUGCUCAUGCUCACAAAAAUAACCCUGAUUUGUUUUACCCUUGUCACUCGGACUUGUCUUCAAGUCCUACUGCUGCUUCUGACCCUACUCUCUUUCCUUCCUUCGAUUGGGGAGGGUCUCUUCACCGCAGGAGUUGUUCUGUCAAUGAUGUUUGUUUGGGCUCUGAGGACUCCAAUUCCGGGUUGGGGUGGAAGCCUUGUCUUUACUUUGCUAGGGGAUACUGUAAAAAUGGCACUAGUUGCAGGUUCCUUCAUGGUGGACUUGGAGAUGCUGAUGCUGCUGCUCCCGCUGCAAUGGUUGGGUCUCCUAGCAAGCUUGAGAUGAUGGAGCAGUGCCAUGAGCUUUUCAGAGCUAAAUCUUCUCAACAGCAGAGACUGGCUGCUGCUUCUCAGUUCAUGGCCUCUUCUACUUUUCCAUGCUCCCCUAAGUGCAUGAAUUUGCUGUUGCAGCAGCAACAGAAUGAUACUCAACGAGCUGCAGCUCUGAUGAUGAGUGAGGAUUUGCAUAAAUUUGGACGAUCCAGGCUUGAAAGAAAUGAUUUUUCUCUGAACAGUCCUGGAAUGGUAAACCCAGCUUCCAGGCAGAUCUACUUGACUUUCCCAGCAGAUAGCACUUUCAGAGAGGAAGAUGUUUCAAAUUACUUCAGCAUUUAUGGCCCAGUCCAAGACGUGAGGAUCCCAUACCAGCAGAAGAGAAUGUUUGGCUUUGUUACCUUUGUUUACCCGGAGACUGUGAAGCUUAUUCUAUCUAAAGGAAAUCCUCAUUUUGUGUGUGAUGCUCGAGUGCUUGUUAAGCCUUACAAGGAGAAGGGCAAAGUCCCGGACAAGUACAGGAAGCAGCAGCAGGUAGAUAGAGGAGAUUUUUCACCAAGUGGUACUCCUACUGGACUAGAUGCUAGAGACCAAUUUGAUCUUCAACUUGGAGGCAGAAUGUUCUACAAUACUCAAGACAUGCUGUGGAGGAGGAAGCUGGAGGAGGAAGCUGAUUUGCAGCAAGCUCUAGAGCUCCAAAGUAGGAGGCUAAUGGGCCUGCAGCUUCUUGACAUCAAGAAGCAUCACCAGCGUGCACUCUCCACUGGAAGUCCAAUUCCUUCCCCAGCACACUCUCUUAACAUGUUCAACCAAAAUCUUGUUCUUCCUUCCUUUCACAAUAUUUCCGAGGCCCCAAAGGAGAAUGGUUCAACUUCUGCUCCACCUAGUACUGAUUCAGUUUCUGCUGGUCUGCAAUCUGUCAACGUUUCUGUUGGCAAGGAAGUGGUGGUCAAUGGCGAGAAUGGAUUAAAUGAAGGCAAUGACAAGCAGAACUCUGGUCAUGAAGAUAUUGAUUUGCAAGAAUGCUCGGAGCAUAAUCUCCCUGAUAGCCCUUUUGCUUCCCCAACAAAAGCUGCUGGAGACUUGAUGGUUUCCUUCUCUAAUGGAACUGUUGAGGCCAUUGACACAGAUGCCUCGGGUGCAUCUGUCAACUCCAAAUUUGGUACUAGUGCAUUGCUUCCACCAGCAUCUGCAAUUGACAUGGGGACUUUCAAAUCCUAUAACUGUCAAAUACCAAGGUUCCCUUCUGGCCAUGGAACUUUUGGGAUGUUCCCGGGCACGGGUGGCCCGAUUGGCAUUUAGUUUCCUGAGUUCAGGAAGUGAAAGAUGACUAAACAAACCGGGACAAAUGAGUUGAAAACCACCAUCAUCACCACCACCACCACCAUGACGGCCAUCACCAUCAAUCAUUAAUACUAUACUUGUUACAACCAUACAAAAUGCAUACGGAAAAAGCAGUUGAGUAAAGAAGGUGGGGCUGGCAUUCCCCCUUCUUUUGUUAUAUUAGCAUUAUUAUUCCACCAUUUUCUUUUUAUCGUAUCUGUAGUAGUAGCUGAGUGAACCACAGGUUAAAAUAACACAGAAAGAAUCACCAGAGUCAAAUGUGUAAUAGGAACUCCCAAGCACUGUAAUUUCAUCUCCUACCCUCGGUUAUGUAGUAGUGUAGAGUGUUAGUUCAAUGUUGUUACAGGUAUAAUUUCAAGUCUUUGUAUAGCUGGAGCAUUUCCCAGAGAAAAACAUGCACAGAUGAAGUGGUAAAAGCAAAAAGGCAGAGCUUUAUAACUCCAAGGCUGAUUCAAACCCCCCAGUUGAAGGGUAACUUGAAUUUGAAAGCUAUAAGUGAGGAGAGGACUGUAAAAGUGUUAAUCUUAGCUGAUUAAAGUUCAAAGUGGAGAUUUUUAGCAUGGAGGUUAUGUUUAAUCAGUUAUGCUUGUACUUCUACUUAGUUGUUACACACAGUUAUCAAAGAAAGAAUUAGAAAGAAGAAUCAAAAGUUGAGAUUUUAGUCU